AAUUGUUUUCGUACGAACCACACAAGCUCCUACCAUGAUUGAGUAAUCUAGUCCAAAUCCAAUAAUACAUCUUUUCGUACGGACAGAGGCCUUAAAAUUAUACCUAAAUAAGAACUAUCUGGCCUUUAGGUUUUAAUGAUUAUAUCUCUCAUUGAUUUGGUAUUUUAGCGUCAGACCAGAUGAAAAAGUCCAACAAAAAAUACGGUCUUGUUAACCUAAAGGAAGAGAAGGCUAAAGAGAAGCAAAAGGCUCUUAUUCAAACCUUUCAACCUAGAAAAAAUAUUUUUGAGGAUGAAGAGAGUGAUGAAGAUGAGCCUAAUCAAGGACCUGGUCCUGUAAGGGGAGCUCUUCGUGUCGAAGUCAACUCAAGAAUCAAGCAGAAAACACAAAUAGCAAUAGAGAAGGCUCUAGAAGAAGAUCCAACGGUAUAUCAAUACGAUGAAGUUUAUGACGAUAUUCAUAACAAAAAGGAAGCCGAAGCUGCUAAGAGAAAGGCAGACAAGCAACGAAAAUCGAAAUAUAUAGGUCAGCUUAUAAAAACUAGUGAACUAAGAAAAUUGGAAGAUGAGAGACGCAAUCAAAGAAUUUUACAGAAAGAAUCCGAAAAAGAAAAAGACAAAUUCGCCGACAAAGAAGAGUUUGUUACAGAGAGCUAUAAAAAGCGCGUGGAACAACUUAAACAGGAUGAAGAAAGGCAAAGGCAGCAAGAUUUAAUAGACGGUAGGACUGAGAAGAAUGAUGUUACAAAACAGGACGAUCUAUCAAUGUUUUAUCGACAGCUUCUUAACAAAGAAUCUACCGAACCGAAGGCGGAAGAAGUGGCUGACAAUUCCACCGAGAAAACAGGUAAAAAUGAGAAGCCUGGUUUACCUGAAACUAGCAGAAGGAAAAGAGUUGACGAAUCCUCCUCAGAGUCGUCAUCUGAUGGUGAAAGGCCUGAGAAAAAAGACCGUAGCGAAUAUAUACCCUUCGAAAAAUUAUACAGAGAAGCUGCAAUUAAACGUCAAAAGAGACGAGAGGAGGAGGAGAAGCUAAAACGAAAAGAUAUGGCUGAAAAAUACAAAAGAAAAGCUGAUAAUGAAACAGUUUCUGAUGCAAAGAUGAGAUACUUGAUGAGAAAACAGCAAAAGCCAAAAGUUAUUAUCGAAGAUAGCGAUUAA
Dimorphilus gyrociliatus is the source of this 1160-nucleotide messenger RNA. The record is from the annotation of a GenBank genome assembly. Lineage: Eukaryota; Metazoa; Annelida; Polychaeta; Dinophilidae.